Molecule: messenger RNA, 1123 nt
Organism: Perognathus longimembris pacificus (Pacific pocket mouse)
Lineage: Eukaryota; Metazoa; Chordata; Mammalia; Rodentia; Heteromyidae
Gene: Isca2
Product: iron-sulfur cluster assembly 2
Exons: 4
Coding region: 26-490 (154 amino acids)
Biological process (GO): iron-sulfur cluster assembly
Cellular component (GO): mitochondrion
Molecular function (GO): 2 iron, 2 sulfur cluster binding; 4 iron, 4 sulfur cluster binding; iron ion binding
Source: RefSeq, a predicted model, not a curated record
CGAAGGGCGGAGCUUGUGGAGAAAGAUGGCGGCCUCCUGGGCCUCCCCCCUAACGGCCGCGGCGCUUCGAGCCGUCUUUCCCUGGCGGAGGAGCAGAUUCCUUGUCAUCUCCCCUGGACUUGAGAGGCGCUGGGAUGCGUCGUCCUCCAGCUCCGAGGCCGGCGAAGAACAGAUCCGGCUCACGGACAGCUGCGUCCGGAGGCUUCUGGAAAUCACCGAAGGGUCAGAAUUCCUCAGGCUGCAAGUGGAGGGAGGUGGAUGCUCCGGAUUCCAAUACAAAUUUUCACUGGAUACAGUUAUUAACCCCGACGACAGGGUGUUUGAACAGGGUGGGGCAAAGGUGGUGGUUGACUCUGAUAGCAUGGCCUUCGUGAAAGGGGCUCUGGUGGACUUCAGCCAAGAACUGAUCCGAAGCUCAUUUCAAGUUUUGAACAAUCCUCAAGCUCAGCAAGGCUGCUCCUGUGGGUCGUCAUUCUCUGUCAAACUUUGAUGCACUGACAAGUGACCUUUAGCUUGCCACCAGUCGUCCCAUGUGAAGAACCUGGGAUUACCAGAAUUCCAGAAGUUUCCUUCUAAUCAUGUCCUUCUCCCAAUUUUAUUUUCCUUGAUUCAGGAGUGUUGUGUUUUGCCACUAUUAUUUUCAGAAUGUGAAGCUUUUUACCUUGGCCUAAAUUCCUCCUUAUCCCUUAAUGCCAUACUAAGGCCACACUUCAAGUUACUGUUACUUCAUAUUUAAUCAUUGGUUAAAACCCAGUGUAAUCUGUAGAACUUCCAAGACUCUAGAAUUUGGAGUUACUUCUUUGGCCUUCAGAAUUGCUUGUACAUAUGUGUAUAGCUAUAUAUAAAGCCUCAUUUAAAAGAAAGUCUUUACUGUGUUUUGGAUCAAGGUCAUAGAUUGGGUAGCUUCAUUACUGGUUACUUAGGCCAAAAUGAAAAAUCAAGUAAAGCAAAAAUUUUAAGCCACUGUCUUGCUGUGUAGGUGGGCUGACUCAAACUUGAGAUCUUGCUCCUGAGGGAUUUUAGGCAUACACCAUCACACCUGGCUCAUUUCAUCCUUCUUUUUGUUUUUGCCAAUCCUGGGGCUUGAACUCAGAGCCUGGGCACUGUCCCAGAGCAUCUUUUG